UUCUGUCACAUGAAAGACCGAUGUACCAACUAUAGUUCUACGUAACUUGCGCCAGUGAGCGACGGGUGAGCGACUCCUUCGGACGAUUGCACGAUAAUCUUCUACGAUAGAAUAUCUCUUCAAGGACCUUAAUAAGAAGAUAUUUAAUACUUUUGCCUCUGAAUCUUGAGAAAAAGAAGAAGAAAUUAUUUCUUUUAAAAUGGAUAAACCAGUUUCGUCGGAUAUCGUUUUAAUAGCGGGUAAUUCACAUCCAGAGUUGGCUAAUCUAAUCGCCAAUCGUCUUGGUGUAAAGCAUGGUGGAUGUUCCGUAUACCAUAAAUCGAAUCGUGAAACUAUGGUUGAAAUAAGUGAUUCUGUGCGAGGUAAAGAUCUAUAUAUAAUUCAAACUGGUACAAAAGAUGUUAAUAAUAAUAUAAUGGAGCUCCUGAUCAUGGCAUACGCGUGUAAAACAUCAUCAGCAAAAAAUAUUGUCGGAGUAAUUCCUUAUUUACCUUAUUCUAAACAAUGUAAAAUGCGUAAGCGUGGUUGUAUAGUUUCCAAACUCUUAGCAAAGAUGUUAUGCAAAAGCGGAUUAACGCAUAUAAUUACUAUGGACUUGCAUCAAAAAGAAAUCCAAGGCUUUUUUGAUGUUCCUGUAGAUAAUUUAAGAGCCAGUCCAUUUUUAUUACAAUAUAUUCAAGAAUCUAUACCUGAUUAUCACAAUUCUGUAAUCGUUGCAAGAAAUCCAGGAAGCGCAAAAAAAGCAACUAGCUAUGCAGAAAGAUUGCGUCUAGGAAUAGCAGUUAUACACGGAGAACAAAGAGAGGCCGAAUCGGAUAUGAACGAUGGACGUUAUUCUCCACCAGCACUAGCUUCAAGAACGAUGGAGGUAGGCGUGGGUGUACCUAUGCAUCCUGCUAAAGAAAAGCCUCCGAUCAAUGUUGUAGGAGAUGUGGGAGGACGCAUUGCCAUUAUGGUGGAUGAUAUGAUAGAUGAUGUACAAUCUUAUGUAGCUGCGGCUGAAGUACUUAAGGAAAGAGGUGCAUAUAAAAUCUAUGUGUUAGCCACUCAUGGUUUGCUCAGUUCUGAUGCACCUAAACUUAUCGAAGAGUCACCAAUUGACGAGGUUGUUGUGACCAAUACUGUACCUCAUGACGUACAAAAAAUGCAAUGUCCAAAAAUCAAAACUGUUGACAUAAGCAUUUUACUAGCCGAAGCUAUUCGGCGCAUUCACAACAAAGAAUCUAUGUCUUAUUUGUUUAAAAAUGUUACAUUAGAAGAUUGAAAAUGUGUAGAUAUUUGUAUAAUUUACAAUAAAAAAUCUAAAUUUAG
Messenger RNA from Polistes canadensis, 1311 nucleotides. Its product is annotated as phosphoribosyl pyrophosphate synthase-associated protein 2. NCBI's taxonomy places the organism in Eukaryota, Metazoa, Arthropoda, Insecta, Hymenoptera, Vespidae. Gene Ontology annotation, molecular function: ribose phosphate diphosphokinase activity; magnesium ion binding. The transcript has 6 exons. Bases 200 to 1264 code for a protein of 354 amino acids. Gene Ontology annotation, biological process: purine nucleotide biosynthetic process; 5-phosphoribose 1-diphosphate biosynthetic process. The record is from RefSeq and is a predicted model, not a curated record. Gene Ontology annotation, cellular component: ribose phosphate diphosphokinase complex; cytoplasm.